Messenger RNA from Hemiscyllium ocellatum (epaulette shark), 4689 nucleotides. Its product is annotated as rho GTPase-activating protein 44-like. Gene Ontology annotation, cellular component: leading edge membrane; intracellular anatomical structure; postsynaptic density. The record is from RefSeq and is a predicted model, not a curated record. Lineage: Eukaryota; Metazoa; Chordata; Chondrichthyes; Orectolobiformes; Hemiscylliidae. The coding region runs from base 230 to 3067 and encodes 945 amino acids. Gene Ontology annotation, biological process: signal transduction; neurotransmitter receptor transport, endosome to postsynaptic membrane; modification of dendritic spine. The transcript has 21 exons. Gene Ontology annotation, molecular function: GTPase activator activity; protein binding.
GAAUAUGGUCCAAGCGCUCCCUGGUUUGCCGAGUAGGGGGGGGAGGGGGGUUAAGACGGAGCUGCUGCUGGCACCCAGUAACCAGAGGGAGCGAUAAAAUGCCAGUCAGCACCUAGAGUGAGCGAGAAGGAGAAGAUACGCGGAGAAGAAAUAUUGAGCUGGCGAUCAGAGCUUGCGUGGGUUUUAUCAGUGAAAUGUUCUUUCAUUGCAGCAGCUCGCUCCCCAGUCAAUGAUGAAGAAGCAGUUCAAUCGGAUGCGGCAGCUCGCCAACCAGACGGUGGGGAGAGCUGAAAAGACAGAAGUGUUAACUGAAGAUCUGCUUCAGGUAGAGAAACGACUGGAGCUGGUAAAACAAGUCUCCCACAGCACCCACAAAAAAUUAACAGCAUGUCUCCAGGGACAACAAGGUGUGGACGCCGACAAACGAUCCAAAAAGCUACCAUUAACAACGUUAGCCCAGUGUUUAGUGGAAGGCUCUGCCAUCCUGGGUGAAGAUACUUUGCUCGGGAAGAUGCUGAAGAUGUGCGGUGACACAGAAGACAGGCUAGCCCAGGAACUUAUCCUCUUCGAACUACAGAUAGAACGAGAUGUGAUAGAGCCACUGUUUGUGUUAGCUGAGGUGGAUAUUCCUAAUAUUCAGAAACAGAGAAAACAUUUAGCAAAACUUGUAUUGGACAUGGAUUCAGCUCGAACACGGUGGCAGCAGUCUUCAAAGUCAUCAGGGUUGUCGAGCAAUCUGCAGUCGUCUGGCGCCAAGGCUGAUGCACUCAGGGAAGAAAUGGAGGAAGCAGCGAAUCGAGUGGAGAUCUGCAGGGAUCAACUGGCAGCGGACAUGUACAGUUUUGUGGCCAAAGAAAUAGACUAUGCAAAUUAUUUUCAGACAUUAAUAGAAGUGCAAGCAGAAUAUCACAGGAAGUCAUUAGUGCUUUUACAGAACAUAUUGCCUCAAAUUAAAGCACAGCAAGAGGCUUGGAUAGAAAAACCUUCUUUUGGUAAGCCACUGGAAGAGCACCUCACGAUAAGUGGAAGGGAAAUUGCGUUUCCUAUUGAGGCCUGUGUGACGAUGCUGCUGGAGUGUGGCAUGCAGGAAGAGGGCCUCUUCAGAGUAGCUGCUUCUGCCUCCAAACUUAAAAAGCUGAAAGCUUCUCUUGACUGUGGUGUGCUGGACGUGCAAGAAUAUUCUGUUGACCCUCAUGCUGUAGCAGGGGCUCUUAAAUCGUAUCUUCGAGAGUUACCAGAACCCUUGAUGACGUUUGAAUUGUAUGAUGAAUGGAUACAAGCAUCAAACAUUCAAGAGCAAGAGAAGCGGCUCCAAGCUUUAUGGAAUGCAUGUGAGAAACUACCCAAAGCAAAUUACAACAAUUUCAGAUACUUAAUAAAAUUUCUAGCCAAGCUGACAGAAUAUCAAGAUGCUAACAAAAUGACACCUGGUAACAUGGCAAUUGUCCUUGGACCCAACUUGCUCUGGACAGUCAAUGAAGGGUCUAUGACUGAAAUGAUGACAACAGUCUCAAUACAGAUUGUAGGGAUCAUUGAACCCAUAAUUCAACAUGCUGAUUGGUUCUUCCCAGGAGAUAUUGAAUUUAAUGUCACUGGAAGUUAUGGCAGCCCAGUCCACACCAACCACAAUGCAAACUAUAACUCCAUGCCAUCUCCAGACAUCGAUCAUUCUGACCGCAAGCAGCACGACCAAGGCAGGCGACCACUCAGCGUUGCAACUGACAACAUGAUGCUGGAGUUUUACAAAAAGGAUGGCAUGGGUGUGAGGGUGAUGGACACAUCCUGGGUGGCCCGCAGAGGCUCCUCCGGAGUCCGAAAAACAUCCUCCACCCCACCCGGCACGCAGCCCCCUCCUCCGCCCGCCGAACCUGCCGCUUCGGGUCAGUCGCCAAUCCCUGAGCAGUCUCUAGAAAAUUCCUCUUCUCCCUCCCCCACUCCUCCUCCUAGUGGCCCACCACCCAGGGCUGAACGUGCAAGCACAGACGAGUUGUCUUCCAAUUGGUCGGAUUCCAGUUACUCUUACCCUUCCCCAGAGAGUAAAAGACCUUCCCCUUCUUCUUGUUACCAGCAUGCCCACCAUUUCCACCUUCAGGCUCAGCCAUCUGCUAGGCCCGAGGGUCUCCCUCAAGCUUCCUCCCCUCAAAAGUGGUCAGGGUACAACCCAACCUUUGUCACUCAGCCCCCCUCCCCACAGCAGCUUGACAUCAACUCCAACCCCAAGCCGUGUUCCCUGCACCUUUCUAAGCAAAGCCCCCUCACUGACUCGCAUGUAUCUGAAACUAAUAUCUCACCUGUCUACAUCAAAACCCCUCUGCUCCUAACCAAGCACGACCCUUGUGGUACCCCCUUUAACCCUCCUGUGUCAGCCUCUCCCCCAUGGGUCGGCUGUGCCUGUGCCAGAAACAAAGGAACCAGGCUGACUAGUGCUAUGAAAGGCAAAGAACUUUCACCUGUGAUUGGACAAAAAGGGAGACCUGUUUCCGACCAUGUGACUUCCUCAAGCAGCCUCCAGCAGAGCAUUGCCAUCAGUCAACUGCCAAGUGAGCAAAGCCCCCAUACACUGAGGAAAGCUGCAAAGAAGGUGGCCCCCAUAGCACCUAAAAUCCCCUUUGACCAGGCAGCAGGCCAGCCUUCCCCUGCAAGCCUAUCUCCCACUCCCCCAAGCACUCCAUCACCAUAUGCUGCAAACUAUCCUCAAGCCUAUACCUUACCAUCAAGCCAAACACCCCCAGCUGCUCCAUCCCUGUCUUCACCUCCAUCCCAAACAAGCACUUUAACUAAAUCUCGACCCACACUCAAACCUAGACAAAGACCCACCCUUCCACCUCCACAGCCUCCUACAACAGGGUCUAGUCCACAGCCUUUGGACCAUACAAUUUUAGACAACCUGUCAGCUGGAGAAAGCAUGUCUACAGAUAUUGACAUUCCAGAUCCCUCUUUUAUACAGUCAGUAGAGCUUCAUGAUGCACUCUACACAGAAUCUUCAGACCAAAUUUGCACAAACUCUGUGGCAGACUCUGGAAUAAGAGCAGAUUCUGACGAGGAGUCAGAAAGUACUGUCCUAUGACGUAAGAACACUCCAUUUGUGUGACACAAGCUGUACAUAUAUUACAUCGACAGGAUGGUAGAUCGGUGGGCAUCACUUCACAUGUAAUUGCAAGAAAAACUGCUUCCAUUAACUAUGGGAAUGGAAUUCUUUUUAAGAUAAAAAAAAUUGCUUUGGUUUGAUUAUGGUCAGUCAGCCCUUAAAAACACUGUUCUGUUUUCUGUGAUCAAAUUUACUUUUUAUUUAGCCUUACUGAAAUUACUUUUUCAAUAAAAAAAACUUGGCCUUUGAACCUGCCAUUUAAUUUGAUUUAUAUAUUAUCAUAGUGUGUGAUAACCCAAUAGCACCAUACAAAAGAAUGCUUUCAUACCCACAUAGAAAUAAACAUGUAUGCCUCCUACAUAGAAAGGAAUUGCCUUUUAUGAGAUGGUAGUUUGAGUUUCUAGAUUUGGCGAAACUUCUGAUUCUUUGGAGAGAAUGGCUUACCACAAAUACAAGGUCAGAAUCUUGCGUUUAGAAAUCUUCCAUCUUCAGAAGAAACCCCUUUCUGAUGUACAGUGCAAUGAGCCCGUCCUUAGGGCAGACAGAAAGGCAGGCCUCAAACCAUAGAUUAAUGUAUAAUACAAAAAUUAUCAAAAGAAAUCUUCAUUGUCCAACAAAUGAAGAAGAUACACUCAGGACUAAGUCAACAGGCACUGGUGAGUGAGGGAAAAACCUUUUCAAUGCGUACCUAUAACAACAGCCAGUCAAAGAUUUUGUCCACUUUGAGUAUUACAGAAUCGUAAUCAAAAUCCAUUUCCAAAAGUAGCUGUUCACACAGAAUAAAAAUGAGACUUUAUUUCUGAUCAUUGUGAUAUGAAUCAUCAUUGAAAAUAUAAUUCUACGUCCCAUUGUACACCCUGGUAUUUGUCUGUUUAUACAGUUCAAAGCAGAAAUGUGCUUAAUGCUGUGGUAUAGUUUAAAUUUGUAUAACACAUGGCAUUUGCCAAUCAUUCUGAAAGUAACUUCAGCCUGAAAAGAGGAAGAAAGCUGUCAGUAUUGUACUUUUUAAACAAAAAAAAGUCUGUACAUGGAUGGUGACUAUUACAAUGGACUGUUGUGGCAGUAAAACUUUACUUGUUAUCAUGCCAGAAUACCUUGUAUGAAUAGAAUUUAAUUAAUGUCUAUGUAAAUGUUGUAUUAAAAAUAUACUGUGUAUUUAAGGGAGAGGGGCUAGACUGGUGACUGAUUAUGUGGCUAUUACCUUUGUAAUGUACAGGACCUAAAACAUUGCUCCAUGCAGUGAUUUAUUUUAAAUGAUCAUACAGUGUAGAGCUAUGAGAGAACAUAAUAUAUCUGUUAUAUAAACACUUGUUUCAUGCAUUAUGUUUCACUUGAAAAUAUAUAUAAGUAUAGUGCUUUAAAAUAAACACUUGUUGAAAUAGAGGGUUUAGUGGCAAUGUCUGAGAAAUAAAGUUGUGCUGAUUCCCUCAUCUGUGGUCUCUCAUCUAAAACCUGGAGAAAACUGAACAGAAAAUAAUAAAAACUGAAAUAUUACAAAAUGUAGAGCAGACUUGAUGUGUCCUGGAAAGAUGUUGCAGAUUCAUAUCAACAACAAAAAAAAUGUACACAUUUUGACAAAAUAUUAAACAUUCCAGUCAUUA